This is a messenger RNA of Hyalella azteca, 1208 nucleotides long. RefSeq lists its product as uncharacterized. The record is from RefSeq and is a predicted model, not a curated record. NCBI's taxonomy places the organism in Eukaryota, Metazoa, Arthropoda, Malacostraca, Amphipoda, Hyalellidae. The transcript is spliced from 2 exons. The annotation marks the transcript as partial.
UUUAAUGUAUAAUUUCAUCGACACCUAGAAAUAAAUAUAGCGUGAAUUGAAAUUGGGCUCUCGGGAUUUUCAUUUAAUUUUACAGCGAUCAUAUUCAGAUUGACUAUUUCUUCGUUUACUCCAGAUGUCAAGAGGACUCGCCUCCUUUGUUCUUUAUUCAACAUAAAAUUUUAUCUUGUGUGAACGUGCAGAAAUAACCUAAUAAUGUUCAUCAGUAAACUGCUGACGCCAUUGUAACCCGCUGAAUUUCCAAUUUCAAAAUUACAAUCACAAAUCAAGAAAUUAAAUCAGAUGCAUUUCUUAUGAAAAUCAUUGUUAACAUCCAGUAUUACAUGCUUUAUUCCAAAUAGGCUUGAUUUAUGGUGGGAAAAAUGCAUCAGAAAUUACCCGAAGACCAAGAAGAUGGUAAAUAUGCACUCCUAAACGGCAGCAGCAGCCAUAAUCAUCGCGACGCUAAACCAUCACCAUUACCUGGAGAAACGAUUGAAUCCACGUCAGAUACUUCAUCUACGAUCCUUACAAACAAACCUUUAGCUAAGAAGGUAAGACCUAAUUUCAUAAAUUUGAAAAACACUUCAUUUCCUGCCACGUCGAUCAAUGGAUACGCCGACGAAGCGUCAAAAGUUUCAAAUAAAAUGACCAGUUCAGCGAUCAAUGGCGACUGCAACAAUUCGGGAAAUAUUUUUGCUGAGUCUUCUUUGAGUCCCACAAGUUCGAGCGUAAGUCGGUCAUCGAGUAACCAAGAAUUAACUGCAAUAAACGGAUCCAUUCCAAUAUCCACCCUCACUCGACCUGAGCCUUCAACAGAUCCUGUUAAAGACGCCGUGCUUCCACCAAAAAUUAUUUCCCGUUUUGUUUCCCCUGAUGCGGCAAACAGCCCCAGCGAUUCCCUCUGCUCCACCGACUCCACGCCCUGGAACAUCGACGGCACAGAAACUAUCGUUGAAAACCCCUUCAAGGGAGGCAAGGGUGGUGCAUUUCAGGGCUUGAAAAAGAGAACUCCGUCUUUUAUAGAGCGAGAACUUAGCGCUCUCCAGGAGGAGAACAAGCAGCUCAAGGCAUCUCUCAAGGAGGCAGGACGUUUGAACGGCCAAUGGCGAGCGUACCACGAGGAACGCCAGGGCUACGUGGAGCGUCUGUUGUCCACCAUCCACUCCCUCCAGCAGCGUCACGAACCAUCGUCCUCUCCCCCAGGAGGUGGCCAAAAG